Aspergillus affinis is the source of this 267-nucleotide messenger RNA. RefSeq names its product amino acid permease. NCBI's taxonomy places the organism in Eukaryota, Fungi, Ascomycota, Eurotiomycetes, Eurotiales, Aspergillaceae. The coding region runs from base 1 to 267 and encodes 88 amino acids. The transcript is spliced from 3 exons. The record is from RefSeq and is a predicted model, not a curated record.
AUGGAACAGCACGAAUUGACGUCACAUGUUGGCAAACAUACUCAGUCUUCUAUCGAUGAAACACCACCAGGAGGUGGGGAGAAUCAAACUCCUACGACCGACGCAAGCCAUCGACUGUUCAAUUUCACUCAAAUCUUUUUCUUUUCCCUGACGUUCAUGUCAAGCUGGGAGAACCAGGCUUUGAACCUGAAUGCCGUGCUCACGAAUGGUGGCCCUGAGGCUCUAGCCUGGGGUGUGGUGGUUGUGAUCUUCGGCGCCAUGGCUUAG